AUGCCCGUGCAGGCGACGAAGACCUACACUGACGCGGUGGACUACAUCGGAGCUGCGGCGGACGCCGCGACGAUCGAUCGCUCGGACCAGAUCUGCGACAGGGUCCUGGUCACAGAGGUGGAGGGGAUGAUCUUCAACUACCUGAAGAAGGAGGGGGGGGACGCCAUCAAGCUGGCCGCCAGCAUCGUGGCGCAGGCGGCGAAGCUGGACAAGCUCAAGAUCAAGGGCUCGGAGGCGGCGACGGUGCACCCGCUCCUGCACGAGCGGAUCGAGAGCGCCCGCGACUGGCGGAGCCCGCGGCAGUGGGCGCAGGUCGCUGAGGCGCCCAGUGGCCCGCACACGCAGGCAGCGGCUGCGAGCACCGUCACGGUCUCUGCCGCCGCGCGCGCCGCCUCUGGUGCUCGCGCCGUGGCGAGCAGCCUGGCGCGCAGUGCGCUGGACCCCAGCAGCGCUGCCGCCCUGGCAGAGAUCGGGCGGAAGGCACCGCAGCCCAGGGACGCCACGACCCCGCUCCCGCUGGCGAGACUCAGCGCGCCAGCGCCUCCCGGAGCGCCAGCAGCGGGUCGCGCUGACAGCGCUGGGCUUCCAGAGCCCGGUCGAGCACCGCCGCGCGGCACCGGCUUCCUGCAGGCCUUCGGCGGCCUGCCGCAUGGGGGCGCGCAGCUCGCGGGUUCAGAGCCCCGCCGUGCAGGUGCUCGCAGCGCGCAGGCCGCGCAGAGUGGUGCAGCUGCCCGUGAGGCAUUGCAACCUGAAUUGGAUCCUGUGCUUUGGGCCAAGUAGCAUCGCGACCAGUUUUCUCUGCUAUGUGGUGUGCGACGGCGCGCCAGCCGACUCGCUCAUCUGGCUUUGGCUGUUUGCAUGCCCGCAGGACUUUCCCCCUCCUCGCCACUGCAGUGAACGACUCAUGCGAAGGUGUGCUGCAGGGGGAGAGCGGCGUCGGCCUCGCGGUCCAAAAAAGUGCUGGCUGCUCUGCUUCACC
Messenger RNA from Prorocentrum cordatum, 979 nucleotides. Lineage: Eukaryota; Dinophyceae; Prorocentrales; Prorocentraceae. The record is from the annotation of a GenBank genome assembly.